This is a messenger RNA of Tauraco erythrolophus (red-crested turaco), 1596 nucleotides long. NCBI's taxonomy places the organism in Eukaryota, Metazoa, Chordata, Aves, Musophagiformes, Musophagidae. The record is from RefSeq and is a predicted model, not a curated record.
AUGCCCCCGCCUCCAGUUUCACUGUGGUGUUAUCAGGGAGAGUGCGUACCUUUUGGCACUUGGCCCCAGAGCGUAGAUGGGGAUUGGGGUCCGUGGUCAAUAUGGGGAGAGUGCAGCCGGACCUGCGGGGGAGGAGUCUCCUCGUCGAUAAGACACUGUGACAGUCCAGCGCCUUCAGGUGGAGGCAAGUAUUGUCUUGGAGAAAGGAAGCGGUAUCGCUCCUGUAAUACUGAUCCAUGUCCUUCAGGGGCCCGUGAUUUUCGAGAAAAGCAAUGUGCGGAUUUUGACAAUAUGCCUUUCCGAGGAAAGUAUUAUAACUGGAAACCCUACACUGGAGGUGGAGUUAAACCAUGUGCAUUAAACUGCUUGGCUGAAGGUUACAAUUUUUACACUGAACGUGCUCCUGCAGUUAUAGAUGGGACUCAGUGCAAUGCUGAUUCACUGGAUAUCUGUAUCAAUGGAGAAUGCAAGCAUGUAGGUUGUGAUAAUAUUUUGGGGUCUGAUGCUAAGGAAGAUAGAUGCCGUGUUUGUGGAGGAGAUGGGAGUACCUGUGAAGCCAUAGAGGGUUUCUUCAAUGAUUCAUUGCCCAGAGGAGGCUAUAUGGAAGUAAUUCAAAUUCCAAGAGGUUCUGUGCACAUUGAGAUAAGAGAAGUGGCAAUGUCAAAGAACUACAUUGCUUUAAAAUCUGAAGAGGAUGACUACUAUAUUAAUGGUGCCUGGACUAUUGACUGGCCAAGAAAGUUUGAUGUUGCUGGAACAGCGUUUCAUUACAAGAGGCCAACAGAUGAACCAGAGUCUUUGGAAGCACUAGGCCCUACUUCAGAAAAUCUCAUAGUCAUGAUUCUGCUACAGGAACAAAAUUUGGGUAUAAGGUAUAAAUUCAAUGUUCCCAUCUCUCGCACUGGCAGCGGAGAUAAUGAAGUUGGCUUUGCGUGGAAUCAUCUGCCUUGGUCAGAAUGUUCUGCCACUUGUGCUGGAGGUGUACAGAAACAAGAGGUGGUGUGUAAAAGGCUGGAUGACAACUCCAUUGUACAAAACAAUUACUGUGAUCCUGACAGUAAGCCUCCAGAAAACCAAAGAGCCUGCAACACUGAGCCUUGCCCACCUGAAUGGUUUAUAGGAGAUUGGUCAGAAUGCAGUAAGACCUGUGAUGGAGGAAUGCGUUCACGAACGGUUCUCUGUAUCAGAAAGAUCAGACCUUCUGAGGAGGAGACACUGGACACUACCAACUGUUUAACACAUCGGCCUAUUGAAAAAGAGCCUUGUAACAAUCAGUCCUGUCCCCCACAGUGGGUCACUUUGGACUGGUCAGAAGUAAGGAAAUUUUGCUGUGUUAGUUCAUUGGUAAUAGUGGAGAGGAGAGCUCUGACCACUGAAUAUGCCCGUGACACUCGCAGUUCGGAGAAGCUUGGUAGUUACAUGGAAGCAAACCUCCAGAAUUCUGUGCCCGGGAACACAGAAAAUGUAGCACAAGAAAUCCUUCUGAUUCAGCGUAUGCUCAUCUACUACAGGGAAUUAAACCUUGCAAGCAAGGUCAAGGAGAACAGAAAGGGCUUCUUCAAAUACAUUGCAGAUCAAACUAAGACUAGAGGCAAU